AUGGCGACACCCGCGGAGCGGCGCGCGGAGAAGCAAGUUCCGCGGUGCAUUAAGUGCCGCGCGGCGGACUCGGCGGCACUGGUGAAUCAGACGGAGGCGUUGUGCGCGGCGUGUCUGCGCGGCGCGCUGCUGGGGAAGUUCAAGUCGGCCGUGAAUGGCGGCAAGCUCGUCGCGAAGGACGAUCACGUGCUGCUCGCCUUCUCGGGUGGCGCCGCCUCCAGGUGCGCGCUCGACUUUCUCCUCGCCAUACAGUCACCCCUCCUCCACUCGCAAGGAGCCGCGCCGCUCGGCGCGCAAGGGGCGGCAGCGAGGGGGCGCAUUCCGUUCCGCCUCUCCGUUGCCUACGUGGACGAGCGCGUGGCGGUGGGGAAUGAUCUUCUGCCACGUGGCACUGCUGACAGGCUGGCAUGCGAGUUGCGGGAGAUCGUGAGCGACGCUUGGGGAGAGCAUGGGGGAGCGGUUGUUGCACGCAUGGUGGUGCUUGUUGCACGCAUGGUGGUGCUUGUUGCACGCAUGGUGGUGCUUGUUGCACGCAUGGUGGUGCUUGUUGCACGCAUGGUGGUGCUUGUUGCACGCAUGGUGGUGCUUGUUGCACGCAUGGUGGUGCUUGUUGCACGCAUGGUGGUGCUUGUUGCACGCAUGGUGGUGCUUGUUGCACGCAUGGUGGUGCUUGUUGCACGCAUGGUGGUGCUUGUUGCACGCAUGGUGGUGCUUGUUGCACGCAUGGUGGUGCUUGUUGCACGCAUGGUGGUGCUUGUUGCACGCAUGGUGGUGCUUGUUGCACGCAUGGUGGUGCUUGUUGCACGCAUGGUGGUGCUUGUUGCACGCAUGGUGGUGCUUGUUGCACGCAUGGUGGUGCUUGUUGCACGCAUGGUGGUGCUUGUUGCACGCAUGGUGGUGCUUGUUGCACGCAUGGUGGUGCUUGUUGCACGCAUGGUGGUGCUUGUUGCACGCAUGGUGGUGCUUGUUGCACGCAUGGUGGUGCUUGUUGCACGCAUGGUGGUGCUUGUUGCACGCAUGGUGGUGCUUGUUGCACGCAUGGUGGUGCUUGUUGCACGCAUGGUGGUGCUUGUUGCACGCAUGGUGGUGCUUGUUGCACGCAUGGUGGUGCUUGUUGCACGCAUGGUGGUGCUUGUUGCACGCAUGGUGGUGCUUGUUGCACGCAUGGUGGUGCUUGUUGCACGCAUGGUGGUGCUUGUUGCACGCAUGGUGGUGCUUGUUGCACGCAUGGUGGUGCUUGUUGCACGCAUGGUGGUGCUUGUUGCACGCAUGGUGGUGCUUGUUGCACGCAUGGUGGUGCUUGUUGCACGCAUGGUGGUGCUUGUUGCACGCAUGGUGGUGCUUGUUGCACGCAUGGUGGUGCUUGUUGCACGCAUGGUGGUGCUUGUUGCACGCAUGGUGGUGCUUGUUGCACGCAUGGUGGUGCUUGUUGCACGCAUGGUGGUGCUUGUUGCACGCAUGGUGGUGCUUGUUGCACGCAUGGUGGUGCUUGUUGCACGCAUGGUGGUGCUUGUUGCACGCAUGGUGGUGCUUGUUGCACGCAUGGUGGUGCUUGUUGCACGCAUGGUGGUGCUUGUUGCACGCAUGGUGGUGCUUGUUGCACGCAUGGUGGUGCUUGUUGCACGCAUGGUGGUGCUUGUUGCACGCAUGGUGGUGCUUGUUGCACGCAUGGUGGUGCUUGUUGCACGCAUGGUGGUGCUUGUUGCACGCAUGGUGGUGCUUGUUGCACGCAUGGUGGUGCUUGUUGCACGCAUGGUGGUGCUUGUUGCACGCAUGGUGGUGCUUGUUGCACGCAUGGUGGUGCUUGUUGCACGCAUGGUGGUGCUUGUUGCACGCAUGGUGGUGCUUGUUGCACGCAUGGUGGUGCUUGUUGCACGCAUGGUGGUGCUUGUUGCACGCAUGGUGGUGCUUGUUGCACGCAUGGUGGUGCUUGUUGCACGCAUGGUGGUGCUUGGUGCACGCAUGGUGGUGCUUGUUGCACGCAUGGUGGUGCUUGUUGCACGCAUGGUGGUGCUUGUUGCACGCAUGGUGGUGCUUGUUGCACGCAUGGUGGUGCUUGGUGCACGCAUGGUGGUGCUUGGUGCACGCAUGGUGGUGCUUGUUGCACGCAUGGUGGUGCUUGUUGCACGCAUGGUGGUGCUUGUUGCACGCAUGGUGGUGCUUGGUGCACGCAUGGUGGUGCUUGGUGCACGCAUGGUGGUGCUUGUUGCACGCAUGGUGGUGCUUGUUGCACGCAUGGUGGUGCUUGUUGCACGCAUGGUGGUGCUUGUUGCACGCAUGGUGGUGCUUGUUGCACGCAUGGUGGUGCUUGUUGCACGCAUGGUGGUGCUUGUUGCACGCAUGGUGGUGCUUGUUGCACGCAUGGUGGUGCUUGUUGCACGCAUGGUGGUGCUUGUUGCACGCAUGGUGGUGCUUGUUGCACGCAUGGUGGUGCUUGUUGCACGCAUGGUGGUGCUUGUUGCACGCAUGGUGGUGCUUGUUGCACGCAUGGUGGUGCUUGUUGCACGCAUGGUGGUGCUUGGUGCACGCAUGGUGGUGCUUGGUGCACGCAUGGUGGUGCUUGUUGCACGCAUGGUGGUGCUUGUUGCACGCAUGGUGGUGCUUGUUGCACGCAUGGUGGUGCUUGUUGCACGCAUGGUGGUGCUUGGUGCACGCAUGGUGGUGCUUGUUGCACGCAUGGUGGUGCUUGUUGCACGCAUGGUGGUGCUUGUUGCACGCAUGGUGGUGCUUGGUGCACGCAUGGUGGUGCUUGUUGCACGCAUGGUGGUGCUUGUUGCACGCAUGGUGGUGCUUGUUGCACGCAUGGUGGUGCUUGUUGCACGCAUGGUGGUGCUUGGUGCACGCAUGGUGGUGCUUGUUGCACGCAUGGUGGUGCUUGUUGCACGCAUGGUGGUGCUUGUUGCACGCAUGGUGGUGCUUGGUGCACGCAUGGUGGUGCUUGUUGCACGCAUGGUGGUGCUUGUUGCACGCAUGGUGGUGCUUGUUGCACGCAUGGUGGUGCUUGUUGCACGCAUGGUGGUGCUUGGUGCACGCAUGGUGGUGCUUGUUGCACGCAUGGUGGUGCUUGUUGCACGCAUGGUGGUGCUUGUUGCACGCAUGGUGGUGCUUGUUGCACGCAUGGUGGUGCUUGUUGCACGCAUGGUGGUGCUUGUUGCACGCAUGGUGGUGCUUGUUGCACGCAUGGUGGUGCUUGUUGCACGCAUGGUGGUGCUUGUUGCACGCAUGGUGGUGCUUGUUGCACGCAUGGUGGUGCUUGUUGCACGCAUGGUGGUGCUUGGUGCACGCAUGGUGGUGCUUGUUGCACGCAUGGUGGUGCUUGUUGCACGCAUGGUGGUGCUUGUUGCACGCAUGGUGGUGCUUGUUGCACGCAUGGUGGUGCUUGUUGCACGCAUGGUGGUGCUUGUUGCACGCAUGGUGGUGCUUGUUGCACGCAUGGUGGUGCUUGUUGCACGCAUGGUGGUGCUUGUUGCACGCAUGGUGGUGCUUGUUGCACGCAUGGUGCAUGGUGGUGCUUGUUGCACGCAUGGUGGUGCUUGUUGCACGCAUGGUGGUGCUUGUUGCACGCAUGGUGGUGCUUGUUGCACGCAUGGUUGGGUGCUUGUUGCACGCAUGGUGGUGCUUGUUGCACGCAUGGUGGUGCUUGUUGCACGCAUGGUGGUGCUUGUUGCACGCAUGGUGGUGCUUGUUGCACGCAUGGUGGUGCUUGUUGCACGCAUGGUGGUGCUUUGUUGCACGCAUGGUGGUGCUUGUUGCACGCAUGGUGGUGCUUGUUGCACGCAUGGUGGUGCUUGUUGCACGCAUGGUGGUGCUUGUUGCACGCAUGGUGGUGCUUGUUGCACGCAUGGUGGUGCUUGUUGCACGCAUGGUGGUGCUUGUUGCACGCAUGGUGGUGCUUGUUGCACGCAUGGUGGUGCUUGUUGCACGCAUGGUGGUGCUUGUUGCACGCAUGGUGGUGCUUGUUGCACGCAUGGUGGUGCUUGUUGCACGCAUGGUGGUGCUUGUUGCACGCAUGGUGGUGCUUGUUGCACGCAUGGUGGUGCUUGUUGCACGCAUGGUGGUGCUUGUUGCACGCAUGGUGGUGCUUGUUGCACGCAUGGUGGUGCUUGUUGCACGCAUGGUGGUGCUUGUUGCACGCAUGGUGGUGCUUGUUGCACGCAUGGUGGUGCUUGUUGCACGCAUGGUGGUGCUUGUUGCACGCAUGGUGGUGCUUGUUGCACGCAUGGUGGUGCUUGUUGCACGCAUGGUGGUGCUUGUUGCACGCAUGGUGGUGCUUGUUGCACGCAUGGUGGUGCUUGUUGCACGCAUGGUGGUGCUUGUUGCACGCAUGGUGGUGCUUGUUGCACGCAUGGUGGUGUGGUGCUUGUUGCACGCAUGGUGGUGCUUGUUGCACGCAUGGUGGUGCUUGUUGCACGCAUGGUGGUGCUUGUUGCACGCAUGGUGGUGCUUGUUGCACGCAUGGUGGUGCUUGUUGCACGCAUGGUGGUGCUUGUUGCACGCAUGGUGGUGCUUGUUGCACGCAUGGUGGUGCUUGUUGCACGCAUGGUGGUGCUUGUUGCACGCAUGGUGGUGCUUGUUGCACGCAUGGUGGUGCUUGUUGCACGCAUGGUGGUGCUUGUUGCACGCAUGGUGGUGCUUGUUGCACGCAUGGUGGUGCUUGUUGCACGCAUGGUGGUGCUUGUUGCACGCAUGGUGGUGCUUGUUGCACGCAUGGUGGUGCUUGUUGCACGCAUGGUGGUGCUUGUUGCACGCAUGGUGGUGCUUGUUGCACGCAUGGUGGUGCUUGUUGCACGCAUGGUGGUGCUUGUUGCACGCAUGGUGGUGCUUGUUGCACGCAUGGUGGUGCUUGUUGCACGCAUGGUGGUGCUUGUUGCACGCAUGGUGGUGCUUGUUGCACGCAUGGUGGUGCUUGUUGCACGCAUGGUGGUGCUUGUUGCACGCAUGGUGGUGCUUGUUGCACGCAUGGUGGUGCUUGUUGCACGCAUGGUGGUGCUUGUUGCACGCAUGGUGGUGCUUGUUGCACGCAUGGUGGUGCUUGUUGCACGCAUGGUGGUGCUUGUUGCACGCAUGGUGGUGCUUGUUGCACGCAUGGUGGUGCUUGUUGCACGCAUGGUGGUGCUUGUUGCACGCAUGGUGGUGCUUGUUGCACGCAUGGUGGUGCUUGUUGCACGCAUGGUGGUGCUUGUUGCACGCAUGGUGGUGCUUGUUGCACGCAUGGUGGUGCUUGUUGCACGCAUGGUGGUGCUUGUUGCACGCAUGGUGGUGCUUGUUGCACGCAUGGUGGUGCUUGUUGCACGCAUGGUGGUGCUUGUUGCACGCAUGGUGGUGCUUGUUGCACGCAUGGUGGUGCUUGUUGCACGCAUGGUGGUGCUUGUUGCACGCAUGGUGGUGCUUGUUGCACGCAUGGUGGUGCUUGUUGCACGCAUGGUGGUGCUUGUUGCACGCAUGGUGGUGCUUGUUGCACGCAUGGUGGUGCUUGUUGCACGCAUGGUGGUGCUUGUUGCACGCAUGGUGGUGCUUGUUGCACGCAUGGUGGUGCUUGUUGCACGCAUGGUGGUGCUUGUUGCACGCAUGGUGGUGCUUGUUGCACGCAUGGUGGUGCUUGUUGCACGCAUGGUGGUGCUUGUUGCACGCAUGGUGGUGCUUGUUGCACGCAUGGUGGUGCUUGUUGCACGCAUGGUGGUGCUUGUUGCACGCAUGGUGGUGCUUGUUGCACGCAUGGUGGUGCUUGUUGCACGCAUGGUGGUGCUUGUUGCACGCAUGGUGGUGCUUGUUUGCACGCAUGGUGGUGCUUGUUGCACGCAUGGUGGUGCUUGUUGCAUUGCACGCAUGGUGGUGCUUGUUGCACGCAUGGUGGUGCUUGUUGCACGCAUGGUGGUGCUUGUUGCACGCAUGGUGGUGCUUGUUGCACGCAUGGUGGUGCUUGUUGCACGCAUGGUGGUGCUUGUUGCACGCAUGGUGGUGCUUGUUGCACGCAUGGUGGUGCUUGUUGCACGCAUGGUGGUGCUUGUUGCACGCAUGGUGGUGCUUGUUGCACGCAUGGUGGUGCUUGUUGCACGCAUGGUGGUGCUUGUUGCACGCAUGGUGGUGCUUGUUGCACGCAUGGUGGUGCUUGUUGCACGCAUGGUGGUGCUUGUUGCACGCAUGGUGGUGCUUGUUGCACGCAUGGUGGUGCUUGUUGCACGCAUGGUGGUGCUUGUUGCACGCAUGGUGGUGCUUGUUGCACGCAUGGUGGUGCUUGUUGCACGCAUGGUGGUGCUUGUUGCACGCAUGGUGGUGCUUGUUGCACGCAUGGUGGUGCUUGUUGCACGCAUGGUGGUGCUUGUUGCACGCAUGGUGGUGCUUGUUGCACGCAUGGUGGUGCUUGUUGCACGCAUGGUGGUGCUUGUUGCACGCAUGGUGGUGCUUGUUGCACGCAUGGUGGUGCUUGUUGCACGCAUGGUGGUGCUUGUUGCACGCAUGGUGGUGCUUGUUGCACGCAUGGUGGUGCUUGUUGCACGCAUGGUGGUGCUUGUUGCACGCAUGGUGGUGCUUGUUGCACGCAUGGUGGUGCUUGUUGCACGCAUGGUGGUGCUUGUUGCACGCAUGCGCAUGGUGGUGCUUGUUGCACGCAUGGUGGUGCUUGUUGCACGCAUGGUGGUGCUUGUUGCACGCAUGGUGGUGCUUGUUGCACGCAUGGUGGUGCUUGUUGCACGCAUGGUGGUGCCUUGUUGCACGCAUGGUGGUGCUUGUUGCACGCAUGGUGGUGCUUGUUGCACGCAUGGUGGUGCUUGUUGCACGCAUGGUGGGUGCUUGUUGCACGCAUGGUGGCUGUUGCACGCAUGGGGUGCUUGUGCACGCAUGGUGGUGCUUGUUGCACGCAUGGUGGUGCUUGUUGCACGCAUGGUGGUGCUUGUUGCACGCAUGGUGGUGCUUGUUGCACGCAUGGUGGUGCUUGUUGCACGCAUGGUGGUGCUUGUUGCACGCCAUGGUGGUGCUUGUUGCACGCAUGGUGGUGCUUGUUGCACGCAUGGUGGUGCUUGUUGCACGCAUGGUGGUGCUUGUUGCACGCAUGGUGGUGCUUGUUGCACGCAUGGUGGUGCUUGUUGCACGCAUGGUGGUGCUUGUUGCACGCAUGGUGGUGCUUGUUGCACGCAUGGUGGUGCUUGUUGCACGCAUGGUGGUGCUUGUUGCACGCAUGGUGGUGCUUGUUGCACGCAUGGUGGUGCUUGUUGCACGCAUGGUGGUGCUUGUUGCACGCAUGGUGGUGCUUGUUGCACGCAUGGUGGUGCUUGUUGCACGCAUGGUGGUGCUUGUUGCACGCAUGGUGGUGCUUGUUGCACGCAUGGUGGUGCUUGUUGCACGCAUGGUGGUGCUUGUUGCACGCAUGGUGGUGCUUGUUGCACGCAUGGUGGUGCUUGUUGCACGCAUGGUGGUGCUUGUUGCACGCAUGGUGGUGCUUGUUGCACGCAUGGUGGUGCUUGUUGCACGCAUGGUGGUGCUUGUUGCACGCAUGGUGGUGCUUGUUGCACGCAUGGUGGUGCUUGUUGCACGCAUGGUGCAUGGUGGUGCUUGUUGCACGCAUGGUGGUGCUUGUUGCACGCAUGGUGGUGCUUGUUGCACGCAUGGUGGUGCUUGUUGCACGCAUGGUGGUGCUUGUUGCACGCAUGGUGGUGCUUGUUGCACGCAUGGUGGUGCUUGUUGCACGCAUGGUGGUGCUUGUUGCACGCAUGGUGGUGCUUGUUGCACGGCAUCUCUCAUGGUGGUGCUUGUUGCACGCAUGGUGGUGCUUGUUGCACGCAUGGUGGUGCUUGUUGCACGCAUGGUGGUGCUUGUUGCACGCAUGGUGGUGCUUGUUGCACGCAUGGUGGUGCUUGUUGCACGCAUGGUGGUGCUUGUUGCACGCAUGGUGGUGCUUGUUGCACGCAUGGUGGUGCUUGUUGCACGCAUGGUGGUGCUUGUUGCACGCAUGGUGGUGCUUGUUGCACGCAUGGUGGUGCUUGUUGCACGCAUGGUGGUGCUUGUUGCACGCAUGGUGGUGCUUGUUGCACGCAUGGUGGUGCUUGUUGCACGCAUGGUGGUGCUUGUUGCACGCAUGGUGGUGCUUGUUGCACGCAUGGUGGUGCUUGUUGCACGCAUGGUGGUGCUUGUUGCACGCAUGGUGGUGCUUGUUGCACGCAUGGUGGUGCUUGUUGCACGCAUGGUGGUGCUUGUUGCACGCAUGGUGGUGCUUGUUGCACGCAUGGUGGUGCUUGUUGCACGCAUGGUGGUGCUUGUUGCACGCAUGGUGGUGCUUGUUGCACGCAUGGUGGUGCUUGUUGCACGCAUGGUGGUGCUUGUUGCACGCAUGGUGGUGCUUGUUGCACGCAUGGUGGUGCUUGUUGCACGCAUGGUGGUGCUUGUUGCACGCAUGGUGGUGCUUGUUGCACGCAUGGUGGUGCUUGUUGCACGCAUGGUGGUGCUUGUUGCACGCAUGGUGGUGCUUGUUGCACGCAUGGUGGUGCUUGUUGCACGCAUGGUGGUGCUUGUUGCACGCAUGGUGGUGCUUGUUGCACGCAUGGUGGUGCUUGUUGCACGCAUGGUGGUGCUUGUUGCACGCAUGGUGGUGCUUGUUGCACGCAUGGUGGUGCUUGUUGCACGCAUGGUGGUGCUUGUUGCACGCAUGGUGGUGCUUGUUGCACGCAUGGUGGUGCUUGUUGCACGCAUGGUGGUGCUUGUUGCACGCAUGGUGGUGCUUGUUGCACGCAUGGUGGUGCUUGUUGCACGCAUGGUGGUGCUUGUUGCACGCAUGGUGGUGCUUGUUGCACGCAUGGUGGUGCUUGUUGCACGCAUGGUGGUGCUUGUUGCACGCAUGGUGGUGCUUGUUGCACGCAUGGUGGUGCUUGUUGCACGCAUGGUGGUGCUUGUUGCACGCAUGGUGGUGCUUGUUGCACGCAUGGUGGUGCUUGUUGCACGCAUGGUGGGUGCUUGUUGCACGCAUGGUGGUGCUUGUUGCACGCAUGGUGGUGCUUGUUGCACGCAUGGUGGUGCUUGUUGCACGCAUGGUGGUGCUUGUUGCACGCAUGGUGGUGCUUGUUGCACGCAUGGUGGUGCUUGUUGCACGCAUGGUGGUGCUUGUUGCACGCAUGGUGGUGCUUGUUGCACGCAUGGUGGUGCUUGUUGCACGCAUGGUGGUGCUUGUUGCACGCAUGGUGGUGCUUGUUGCACGCAUGGUGGUGCUUUGUUGCACGCAUGGUGGUGCUUGUUGCACGCAUGGUGGUGCUUGUUGCACGCAUGGUGGUGCUUGUUGCACGCAUGGUGGUGCUUGUUGCACGCAUGGUGGUGCUUGUUGCACGCAUGGUGGUGCUUGUUGCACGCAUGGUGGUGCUUGUUGCACGCAUGGUGGUGCUUGUUGCACGCAUGGUGGUGCUUGUUGCACGCGUGGUGGUGCUUGUUGCACGCGUGGUGGUGCUUGUUGCACGCGUGGUGGUGCUUGUUGCACGCGUGGUGGUGCUUGUUGCACGCGUGGUGGUGCUUGUUGCACGCGUGGUGGUGCUUGUUGCACGCGUGGUGGUGCUUGUUGCACGCGUGGUGGUGCUUGUUGCACGCGUGGUGGUGCUUGUUGCACGCGUGGUGGUGCUUGUUGCACGCGUGGUGGUGCUUGUUGCACGCGUGGUGGUGCUUGUUGCACGCGUGGUGGUGCUUGUUGCACGCGUGGUGGUGCUUGUUGCACGCGUGGUGGUGCUUGUUGCACGCGUGGUGGUGCUUGUUGCACGCGUGGUGGUGCUUGUUGCACGCGUGGUGGUGCUUGUUGCACGCGUGGUGGUGCUUGUUGCACGCGUGGUGGUGCUUGUUGCACGCGUGGUGGUGCUUGUUGCACGCGUGGUGGUGCUUGUUGCACGCGUGGUGGUGCUUGUUGCACGCGUGGUGGUGCUUGUUGCACGCGUGGUGGUGCUUGUUGCACGCGUGGUGGUGCUUGUUGCACGCGUGGUGGUGCUUGUUGCACGCGUGGUGGUGCUUGUUGCACGCGUGGUGGUGCUUGUUGCACGCGUGGUGGUGCUUGUUGCACGCGUGGUGGUGCUUGUUGCACGCGUGGUGGUGCUUGUUGCACGCGUGGUGGUGCUUGUUGCACGCGUGGUGGUGCUUGUUGCACGCGUGGUGGUGCUUGUUGCACGCGUGGUGGUGCUUGUUGCACGCGUGGUGGUGCUUGUUGCACGCGUGGUGGUGCUUGUUGCACGCGUGGUGGUGCUUGUUGCACGCGUGGUGGUGCUUGUUGCACGCGUGGUGGUGCUUGUUGCACGCGUGGUGGUGCUUGUUGCACGCGUGGUGGUGCUUGUUGCACGCGUGGUGGUGCUUGUUGCACGCGUGGUGGUGCUUGUUGCACGCGUGGUGGUGCUUGUUGCACGCGUGGUGGUGCUUGUUGCACGCGUGGUGGUGCUUGUUGCACGCGUGGUGGUGCUUGUUGCACGCGUGGUGGUGCUUGUUGCACGCGUGGUGGUGCUUGUUGCACGCGUGGUGGUGCUUGUUGCACGCGUGGUGGUGCUUGUUGCACGCGUGGUGGUGCUUGUUGCACGCGUGGUGGUGCUUGUUGCACGCGUGGUGGUGCUUGUUGCACGCGUGGUGGUGCUUGUUGCACGCGUGGUGGUGCUUGUUGCACGCGUGGUGGUGCUUGUUGCACGCGUGGUGGUGCUUGUUGCACGCGUGGUGGUGCUUGUUGCACGCGUGGUGGUGCUUGUUGCACGCGUGGUGGUGCUUGUUGCACGCGUGGUGGUGCUUGUUGCACGCGUGGUGGUGCUUGUUGCACGCGUGGUGGUGCUUGUUGCACGCGUGGUGGUGCUUGUUGCACGCGUGGUGGUGCUUGUUGCACGCGUGGUGGUGCUUGUUGCACGCGUGGUGGUGCUUGUUGCACGCGUGGUGGUGCUUGUUGCACGCGUGGUGGUGCUUGUUGCACGCGUGGUGGUGCUUGUUGCACGCGUGGUGGUGCUUGUUGCACGCGUGGUGGUGCUUGUUGCACGCGUGGUGGUGCUUGUUGCACGCGUGGUGGUGCUUGUUGCACGCGUGGUGGUGCUUGUUGCACGCGUGGUGGUGCUUGUUGCACGCGUGGUGGUGCUUGUUGCACGCGUGGUGGUGCUUGUUGCACGCGUGGUGGUGCUUGUUGCACGCGUGGUGGUGCUUGUUGCACGCGUGGUGGUGCUUGUUGCACGCGUGGUGGUGCUUGUUGCACGCGUGGUGGUGCUUGUUGCACGCGUGGUGGUGCUUGUUGCACGCGUGGUGGUGCUUGUUGCACGCGUGGUGGUGCUUGUUGCACGCGUGGUGGUGCUUGUUGCACGCGUGGUGGUGCUUGUUGCACGCGUGGUGGUGCUUGUUGCACGCGUGGUGGUGCUUGUUGCACGCGUGGUGGUGCUUGUUGCACGCGUGGUGGUGCUUGUUGCACGCGUGGUGGUGCUUGUUGCACGCGUGGUGGUGUGUGUUGCAUGCAUGGUGGUGCUUCUGGCGCAGCGGCUGCAGUGCAGCAAGGUGGUGGUGGGAAGCACGGCCACUCGCCUGGCAGCGCAUGUCAUCGCCGCCACCGCCAAGGCACAGGGCUUUGCGCUACCAGCGGACCUGGCAGUGUGGGACGCAAGGAGGGGCGUGCCGGUGCUGCGGCCGCUGCGCGACUGCUCUCUGCGCGACCUCGCCCUGCUCGCGCACCUCUCCCGCCUCCGCACUGCCUUCAACCCCUCCCUCGCCACUCCUGCCUCCCUCGCCACUCGUGCCUCCCUGCGGCGAGGAGCAGGGAGCGGGGCCACAGGGGGGGCGGGGAGCAUCAAUGCGCUGGCGGCAUCGUUCCUGGAGGGGCUGCAGAGGGAGAGCAGCGGGCGGCAGUUCACUCCGCCGCCCCUGCCCCGCCCCUACACUCCUCAUCCACCCCUCUCUGCUGCAGCUGCCGCUGGGGCGUGGCGUUUCUGGCACGGGGGAGGGCGGGCAGUGCGAGCUAUGCUCAGUGGCUCAGGCAGUGCGAGAGGUGAGCGGGCGAGGAGAACGAGUCCCGACAUGGUUCCUCCUUGGCGCCCUGCCUCCUCUUGCCUUGCAACCUCUUCCGCAUGCUCACUCAUGUUCUUUUGA
Messenger RNA from Closterium sp. Naga37s-1, 12060 nucleotides. The record is from the annotation of a GenBank genome assembly. Lineage: Eukaryota; Viridiplantae; Streptophyta; Zygnematophyceae; Desmidiales; Closteriaceae.